UCCUCCCACCCCACUCGCACCACUCAAGCUGGAGGCUGAGACGAUGCCGCUGGAGAGGUGACCACCGCCGGCUCGUGAGCCUCAUUCCCUCGGACUAUGGAAAACGAGCUUGCUGGUAUUUAGCGGCUGGCUCUCUCCUCCGGGAACAACUGGUGUUCUUGUGAGCGGCGGCAGCGGUGGUGGUGGUGGUGACGCUGCUGAAUAGAAGCGCUUAGUGAGAGCCUUCAGAGGAGGGGGAGGGGACCGCGCCGCGCAGCAGUAAGAGGAUAAAGAAAGAGCGAAAGGAGAAAUCGAGCUAUUUUUAAUCGGGACUAAGGUUUCGCUGACACCAUGAGCAGCGGACCGGAUGAGAGCUCUGUGCGGGUGGCUCUGAGGAUCCGUCCUCAGCUGGCCAAAGAAAAGAUCGAGGGUUGCCACAUCUGCACGUACGUGAUGCCUGGAGAGCCUCAGGUGGUGCUUGGUAAGGACAAGGCCUUCACCUUUGACUUUGUCUUCGACAUGGACACUCAGCAGGACUCCAUCUACACCCACUGCACCGAGAGGCUCAUCGAGGGCUGCUUUGAGGGCUACAACGCCACCAUCUUUGCAUACGGGCAGACAGGUUCAGGGAAGACUUACACUAUGGGAACCGGCUUUGACGUCAACAUCGGGGAGGAAGAGCUGGGAAUCAUUCCUCGAGCUGUCAACCACCUGUUCAGAGGGAUCGAGGAGCGUAGGCAGGCCGCUACCGAGCAGGGCAGGCCCAUUCCUGAGUUCAAGAUCAACGCACAGUUUCUGGAGCUGUACAAUGAGGAGGUGUUGGACUUGUUUGACACGACUCGGGACCUGGAGGCCAGGAGGCAGAAGUCAAACAUCAAAAUCCACGAGGAUGCCAAUGGGGGCAUCUACACGGUGGGGGUCACCACCCGCACCGUCAGCUCUGCUGUUGAGAUGAUGCAAUGUCUGAAGCUCGGCGCUCUGUCUCGCACCACAGCCAGCACUCAAAUGAACGUCCAGAGUUCACGCUCGCACGCCAUUUUCACCAUCCACCUCUGCCAAGUCCGAGUCUGCUCCGCUGAUAACAACGAUAAUAUGACGGAUAACCGCCUGGUGGCUGAUUCAGAGAUUAAUGAGUUUGAGACGUUGACGGCUAAGUUCCACUUUGUGGACCUGGCUGGUUCUGAACGACUGAAGAGAACAGGAGCUACAGGAGACCGAGCUAAAGAGGGCAUCUCCAUCAACUGUGGACUGCUGGCCCUGGGAAAUGUCAUCAGUGCCCUGGGGGACAGGAGUAAGCGCUCCACACACGUGCCCUACAGGGACUCCAAACUCACCCGGCUGUUACAGGACUCGCUGGGUGGCAACAGUCAAACCAUGAUGAUCGCCUGCAUCAGCCCGUCGGACCGGGACUUCAUGGAGACCCUGAACACCCUGAAGUAUGCCAACCGGGCCCGAAACAUCAAGAACAAGGUGAUGGUGAACCAGGACAGAGCCAGUCAGCAGAUCAGCGCCCUGAGGACGGAGAUAGCUCGGCUGCAGAUGGAGCUGAUGGAGUACAGGACGGGCAAACGCGUGGUUGGUGAAGAUGGCGUAGAGGGCAUCAACGACCUGGUCCAUGAGAACUCGAUGUUACAGACUGAGAACAACAACCUGAGGGUGAGGGUGAAGGCCAUGCAGGAGACCAUCGAUGCCCAGAGGAGCAGACUGACGCAGGUCCUCAGUGACCAGGCCAACCAGGCUCUAGCUAAAGCUGGUGAAAGCGGUGAAGAGAUUGGGAACAUGAUUCAGAACUACAUCAAAGAAAUCGAAGAGCUCAGAGCUAAGCUUUUUGAGAGCGAGGCUGUGAAUGAGAACUUGAGGAAGAACCUGUCCCGGGCCUCUACUCGCUCCUCGCUGUACGGUGGCCCCGCCUCCUCAGCCAUUUUCACUCCUGAGAAGGAGGCCAGCGACGUCAUCGAGAUGGCCAAGAAAAACCUGGAGAAGCUCAAGAGGAUGGAGAAGAAGAAGAAGAGGAGACUGAGGCGAUUUGAGGAGGAUCAGGACCACAGUGCUGAGCCCUGCAGUGUAAUCAAAGAGGAAGUCCCCGACAACGAUCAGGAACGAGGCAGCGAGGAGGCCGAAGGGGAGGGCAGCGGCCACGAAGAUGCUGAAGAUGCAGACGGAGAAGAUGAGGACUUUGACCUGGAAGCAGAAGAUACAUCUGACGAGUCAGACUCAGAAGAACUGGAUGAGAAAGAGAACGUCCAGGCCGACCUGGCCAACAUCACCUGUGAGAUCGCCAUCAAGCAAAAGCUGAUCGACGAGCUGGAGAACAGCCAGCGGCGCCUUCACACGCUCAAACAGCAGUACGAGCAGAAGUUGAUGAUGCUGCAGAACAAGAUCAGAGACACGCAGCUGGAGAGGGACAAAGUUCUGCACAAUAUGGGGUCAGUGGGGUCAGGUACAGAAGAGAAGGCCAAGAAGAUCAAGGUGGAGUAUGAGAAAAAACUGAACUCCAUGAAUAAAGAGUUGCUGAAGCUUCAGUCGGCUCAGAAGGAGCACGCUCGCCUCCUGAAGAACCAAUCGCAGUAUGAGAAACAGCUCAAGAAACUCCAGCAGGAUGUGACAGAGAUGAAGAAGACCAAAGUGGCACUCAUGCGUCAGAUGAAGGAUCAACAGGAGAGGAACAGAAUCUCUGAGAGCAGGAGGAACAGAGAGAUCGCCUCUCUGAAGAAGGAACAACGCAGAGCAGAGCACCAACUCCGGCAACUGGAGGCCCACAAGAGACAACAGGAGCUGAUCCUUCGCAGAAAGAACGAAGAAGUGACGGCUCUGAGGCGACAGGUGAGGCCCACGUCUGGGAAGGUGAGCAGGAAGGUGAGCUCACCUGAUCCUGCACAGGAACCCUCACAAAGAGGAAACCCUGUUAGGAUGAUGUCAUCAGGUCCGAGUGCUUCCAAUGGAACCAGGAGUUCCCUACAGAUAAGAAGUGUGUACCACACCAGGACAGCUCGGGCUAAAUGGCAGUCAUUAGAGAGGCGUGUCAGUGACAUCAUCAUGCAGAGGAUGACCAUCACCAACAUGGAGACAGACAUGAACAGACUGCUGAAGCAACGAGAGGAGCUGACCAGACGGAAGGAGCGCUUGUCCAGGAAGAGAGAGAAGAUGGCGGUGGACGGCAUGGACACCGACCGAUCUCUAGUGUCACUGAACGAGGAGCUGGAGUCUCUGAGCGCCAACAUCGACUACAUCAAUGACAGCAUCGCCGAGUGCCAGGCCAACAUCAUGCAGAUGGAGGAGGCAAAGGAGGAAGGAGACACGGUGGACGUUACUGCUGUCAUCAGCUCUUGUAACUUAUCAGAAGCGCGUUUCCUUCUGGACAGUUUCAUGACCAUGGCCAUCAGUAAGGGUCUGCAAGCGGCUCAGAAAGAUUCCCAGCUGAAGGUGAUGGAGGGCCAGUUGAAGCAGACAGAGAUUAACAACGCUACCCAGAACCAGCUGCUCUUCCACAUGCUGAAGGAGAAGGCUGAGAUCAACCCAGAGCUGGACGCCCUGCUGGGCAGCGCCCUGCAAGAGUUAGGGUACCUGACAGCAGAAAACGGAGAAGACAGCAGUAGUGAUGAGUCUACCCCGAGUCCAGCUACCGAUGGCAGUGCUCUGUCGUCAGAUUUAAUGAAGUUAUGUGGUGAAUCCAAAACCAAAAGCAAGGCUCGAAGGCGGACCACCACCCAGAUGGAGCUGCUUUAUGCCAGCAGUGGGGAUUUGUCCUGCGACUCCCCCAUCGGAGACUUCCCAGCACCUCUGCUGCCACUCAGCGAGCGCCCGGAAGGGCCGGCAGACACGCAGGGUCAGUCAGCUGACCGGGAGCAAACUGCCUCCCCAUCUGCACUGUCUGCCCGGCCAGCUGGGAUGUCUGGAUCCAGGUCACCUACAGGCAUAGAGAGGAAACCGCUGGAACACUCUCCACUCAACCGCAGGAGGAUGCAAGAGAGAGGACCCACAGCAUCUCAGAUCCCAGCACCAGCACAGACCCUCCUAGUAGGAACACCAGAAACCAAAACCAAAGGCUCCGACUACAAAUCGCUGUUGGAGGAAUCACCUGUUUUUGAAGGACACAGAGGUGUGAUCAAUCCUGUAGCAGCCACUAGGAACAAUCGGGGAGCCAGAAUUCAGUGUGUCCACGUAGCAGAAGGACACACCAAACCAGUUCUCUGUGUAGACGCCACAGAUGACCUGCUUUUUACUGGUUCUAAAGAUCGUACAUGUAAGGUGUGGAACUUGGUGACGGGACAGGAGAUUAUGUCUCUGGCUGAUCAUCCGAGCAGCGUCGUCUCAGUCAGAUAUACGUCCAGUCUUGUUUUCACUGUUUCCACUUCAUACAUCAAAGUCUGGGACAUACGAGACUCUGCCAAGUGUAUACGCACGCUCACAUCAUCCGGUCAAGUAGGCUCGGGGGACACGUGUUCCUCUUCCAGGAGUUUGUCCAUCCUCCCAGGAGAGAGCCAAAUCAACCAGAUUGCCCUCAACACCUCAGGAUCCUUCUUGUAUGCUGCUGCUGGCAAUGCUGUACGGAUGUGGGACCUCCGCAAGUUUGUGUCCACUGGGAAGCUGAUUGGCCAUUUGGGACCUGUCUUGUGUCUAAGUGUUGAAAAGUUGGACCACGGACAGGAUGCGGUGCUCACUGGCUCCAAAGACCAUCACAUUAAAAUGUUUGAGGUGGCAGAAGGUGCUCAGGGCAGCGUCAGCUCCUGCCACACAUUUGAUCCCACACACCAGGACAGUGUGGAGUCUCUGACGGUGCAUGGAGAAGUUCUCUAUAGCAGCUCCAGGGAUUAUUGUAUUAAGAAGUGGGACAUGGCCAGUAAAAAGCUUUUACAGUCGGUCCAUGUCCAAACAGACUGGGUUAGUGCUCUGGGAGUAGUGCCAGGCUCCCCGGUGCUCCUCAGUGGGUGCAGAGGAGGUCUGCUUUGCCUUUGGCAUGUCGAUUCACUUGCACCCCUCGGAGAGGUCCAAGGUCACGACAGUCCCAUUAAUGGACUGACCACCAACAGCACCCAACUGUUCACUGCCUCUGAUGAUCGGACAGUGAAAGUUUGGGAAGCCAAGAGUCCUCCGGAGGAUGGGAUUCAGUAGAAAUGCUGCUAACACAGCUGCAGAUGAAGACUUGAUCAGACAUCCCAAAGAUGGUCUGCAUGGUACGAUGGAGGAUUAAGCAGAAACUGAUCCUUCGACGGUGCUUCACAGGGAUGUGUGUCGAGUCCAUCCCAUUGUAUGGGGCCAGUAUUUCCAGAUGUUUUAGGAUGCUGUAAAAUGUAUUGACCCUCUGAAGUCUUAUAGGCUCGGGGACUGCUAGGCAUUGAACCUGAGAUAAAGCAAAAAUAACACAUGGAUUUAUUGAUCCCAUUGCUAUUUUAUUCAAACAUUGUUGCACCAAUCUAGAGCAAGACAACAAAAAUUGACCUAUGCUAAAGAUAAAGCUGCUGCAGAAAGAGGAGAAAAAUCUGGGUUGAAAAGCUAAAUGUGUUGAAGGUUUCUGAGACUAGACAUGAAGAUUAUUUGCUCCAACCUCAGCAACAACUGUGAGUUUAUCCUGUGUUGAUGUAAGACUGACUAAAGUCUUUACUGUAUAUGUGUGUGUGUGUGUGUGUGUGUGUGUGUGUGUGUGUGUGUGUGUGUGUGUGUGUGUGUGUGUGUUUGCGCACGCGCUUGUGUGUUUUCUCAAUAAAGGACCAAACAACUUCUGAAACUUUCACAACUGCCAAACAUUUCAGACGAGCAAACAGCAAAUCACAUAUCUUGUGCUGGUUUUGUGCAUUUUCUUUUCUCACUUUUCUUGUACUUUUUGUCAAGUUUCCUGCGUUACACGAGCAGCUAACCGUAUUAAGUUUGAACAAUGAUAACCCUGAGAAGUAGAGCUCUAAUUACAUAAAAAAGAUCCAGGUGGGAAAACAAGCUUUCUUAAAGGCUCUUAAACUAACCCAUUGAACUGUUUUGUAAAUGUGAGCUAACAAAUGUAAAAGACAGUUUAUUUAAAGGCUGCUCAGCUGUUUCUGCAGCAUGUGAACUCGCAAACCUUUGAAGGAUUAAGAGGAUCAUUCUGCAUUCCUGCAUAGCUAGUUUAGUUAGCGGUUAGCAUGCUCGGUACGCCCCUUUAAAACGUAUUCAUGUUUAUUCACAUUACCAGUGAAUUAUAUGUUUUCUCUUAUGCAUUUAGGGCUGUCGCUAAAUUAAGAAAAUUAUAAAACUUGAUAAACGUGCUAACUAGCUUUAACUGGCUAGCCUGCAGCACCUGCAGUUCUGUUUUAAUCUCCAAACGAUCUUUUUGGUUAUGCAUGUUGUGUUUUUUUUUUGGGGUGGGGGUAGUUUGUUUAUCAUUAAUAUUAAAUGAGAUAAAACGUAUUUCAUUGAUCCACGGUUGGGAAAUCAUUGAGACAGCUCAUCAGCAAAGCUGGUAAACAGCUUGGUGCAGUUAAAAUAUUUAGUAAAAAAUAUUUGAGAUGAUUAGAUGUAUUCUUUAAAGGCUGUUCAACCAUAUGGAGUCAUGUUAAUUUACUAACCAUUGAAGGGUAAGGUGGAACCACUAAAAGCAGUGGGCAUGAUGAAUGUGAUGCCACAAACUGAUUUGAUUAAAAAAGUUGACUGAAUUAUGGAAAUGUGCUAACUAGCUUUAGCUACCUGUGUGUAGGCUACAUUGUUUUACGUAGUUUUCAUUUUCUUGAAUACUUUUUUUCUGUACACUGGUGGAAAAGUCAAAUUAUGUGUAAGUCACCAUUUUAUUAAGUUAAAAUAGCAGGUUAAAACCGGUCAUGGUGCAGAUUCCUCAGGAUUUCCUGAAAUUUAUUAAAAAGGUCCAUCAUUUCAGAUAUUGUCAGCCAGCAGAUCAUGUCAGAAGUGUUUUAUUUAGCCGUGCUGUUGCCUUUGGCUUCUUUGUUUGGACUGCAUCAAACACUUUCCUUCAUUCAGGUUUUGCUUGUUUUUCUGUUAAGAUUUGAUGAGUCUUGCCCCUAGAGCAUUUGCAUUUAUCGAGACGAUGUUCGUAAUCUGAAUAAUGUGAAUCAGAUUGAUUUAUGUUGGUGGAGUCAUGCACAUUUUGAGCUUCUGAGUCAGGAUCAGAUGCUGUGUGAGACGCAGUCUUCGUGAAGGCCUAUGUUUGUUUCUCCAACCAAAUGAUGUGAUGAGUUCUUGAGUUUAGCUGCAUAGAUGCUCUGCAAACAGCUUUGGGUCUUCGUCUCAAGCCCCACUAUUUAUUUGUUCUGUAGAUUUGUGAAAUUUUUGAUGUGAGUUGCUGUAAAUGUAUUUUUCUAUUGCCUCUUGUGUUCUAGAAAAUGGUUUGCACAGAAUUUAUGCAAUGGAUUUUUUUCAUCAUUGAAGUUGUCAGUGCCUGUAAAAAAUUCUAAACUUUAUUUUUUUAAAUUCCACCUUAACUGAUGUGAAGUGUUCCUCUUUAACAACAUUGGGAAACAGAUUCCAACAUUAUCAUUUGAUUCAAUAAAACUGCAGCUGAUCUUCUAAUCAAGUUGGCUCCCUUACAAUAAACUCCACCACCAUCUUUCAAAGUCAAAAUGUAAGGACACUUUUAUUAGAUGUAUUUGUAAUAACCUUUCUCUUAUGUAAAUGUGUUUUUUUCUUCCUGAACCUUUUUUGCACAUUUUGAUUUGAUGUAAACUGCAGCGUGUAAAUAAAUUGUCAAUAAAAAUUGACUUAUGAAAGUGCAA
Messenger RNA from Nothobranchius furzeri (turquoise killifish), 7673 nucleotides. RefSeq names its product kinesin-like protein KIF21A. The record is from RefSeq and is a predicted model, not a curated record. Gene Ontology annotation, cellular component: microtubule associated complex. NCBI's taxonomy places the organism in Eukaryota, Metazoa, Chordata, Actinopteri, Cyprinodontiformes, Nothobranchiidae. Gene Ontology annotation, biological process: microtubule-based movement; spindle elongation; mitotic spindle organization. Gene Ontology annotation, molecular function: microtubule binding; ATP binding; microtubule motor activity.